Molecule: messenger RNA, 1501 nt
Organism: Meriones unguiculatus (Mongolian gerbil)
Lineage: Eukaryota; Metazoa; Chordata; Mammalia; Rodentia; Muridae
Gene: Ca13
Product: carbonic anhydrase 13
Exons: 8
Coding region: 233-1075 (280 amino acids)
Cellular component (GO): cytoplasm
Molecular function (GO): zinc ion binding; carbonate dehydratase activity
Source: RefSeq, a predicted model, not a curated record
GAGCCUUUCUGGAGUUUUCACGUCCCAGAAGACAGGAAAUCCCCUUUGGAAAUCCUUCUAGCAGCAGGGCCCACGGCCCUUUGCGCGCGCCCCCUGUGGGUGACGACCGUGCCCUCGGGUUUCGGGUUCCCGGGUUCGGGGUGCGGGCGGCCCCGCCCUCCACCCGCUGGGCCCGCCCAGCUCCUUGACGCGGGCGCCCUGCCAGAGGGUCCGCGGCUCUCCACGGAGGACCAUGGCGAGGCUGAGCUGGGGAUACGGAGAGCACAACGGUCCUAUUCACUGGAAUGAAUUUUUCCCCAUUGCUGAUGGUGAUCAGCAGUCUCCGAUUGAGAUUAAAACCAAAGAAGUAAAAUAUGACUCCACACUCCGGCCUCUCAGUAUCAAGUAUGAUCCUACCUCAGCUAAAAUCAUCAGCAAUAGUGGCCAUUCCUUCAAUGUUGACUUUGACGACACAGAGGACAAAUCAGUUCUGCGUGGAGGUCCUCUCACUGGAAGCUACAGGCUGCGGCAGUUCCACCUGCACUGGGGGUCAGCAGAUGAUCAUGGCUCUGAGCACGUGGUAGAUGGAGUGAGGUAUGCCGCAGAGAACAUCAGGAGACAGCAGGAACUUAAUGGUCAUUGUCUUGUUUGCAUUUUGCGGCUCCAUGUUGUCCACUGGAAUUCAGAUAAAUACCCCAGUUUUGUAGAGGCAGCUCAUGAGUCGGAUGGGUUGGCUGUCCUGGGAGUAUUUCUACAGAUUGGGGAGCACAAUCUUCAACUGCAAAAGAUCAUUGACAUUUUAGAUUCCAUUAAGGAGAAGGGGAAACAAACCCGAUUCACAAAUUUUGACCCGUUGUCUCUGCUUCCACCAUCCUGGGACUACUGGACAUACCCUGGUUCUCUGACAGUUCCACCUCUUCUUGAAAGUGUCACAUGGAUUGUUUUAAAGCAACCUAUAAAUAUAAGCUCUCAACAGCUGGCCAGAUUCCGAAGGCUCUUGUGCACAGCUGAGGGUGAGGCUGCGGCUUUUCUGUUAAGCAAUCACCGUCCGCCACAGCCUUUGAAGGGCCGAAGAGUGAGAGCAUCUUUUCAUUAGCAGCCAGCAGUGGGUCAGCCCCUCCGGGAACACAGAGGUCACCCAUAAAACAGCUCAGACGUUCCUACUGAUGGCUUUUCUAGACUUUCAGGUUUAUGCUUUCCCAGCGGCUUCUGCACCACAAAGAAAACCAGCGGUCUGACAUAACCUAGCUCCUCACGCCUAGAUUUUCACCAAAGCAUGUCCAAUCAGUAAACACUGUUGAAUGCAUAUUAAAACCACAGAGUACAUCUGCUUCAGCCUUUAUGACAAACCUCAACCUUGUUGUAGCCUUUGGCUGACCCUAUCUCAUUUAAUAGUGUUUGGUAAAAACUUAAAAUUCACUUUGAAAUGGUAUGAAUUUCUAAAUAAUCAGUUCUUACAGUUUUGAUAUUAUCCUGAUUAAUCAAGAGUAUAUGUUUCCUUUAAUACAUUUUUUUUCUCAGA